GCUGCUGACUGGAGAGGUUCCUAUAAGGUGUCAGGAUGUCACCGUCUAUUUCUCCAUGGAGGAGUGGGAGUAUUUAGAAGGACACAAAGAUCUGUACAAGGACGCCAUGAUGGAGGAUCACCGGCCCCUCAAACCACCAGUUAAGGAAGAGAGACAACCACCAGAGAGAUGUCCCAGUCCUCGUUUUCCACAGGAUAAUAAAGUAGCUGAAGAAAAGGGUCUCAAGAUAGAGGAUCAUCGGCCCCUCACAUCACCAGUUAAGGAAGAGAGAAGAACACCGGAGAGAUGUCCCAGUCCUCUUCUUCCACAGGAUGGUUCAGAAGAACAUCACAAUGUCCCACAGGAUGAUCAGCUUUUGGAUCCGGGAAAAGAUCGGAACACUAUAUAUGUUACAGAGACAGAUGUGAUGGAUGAUGAGCAGAGAAUAGAGGACUUUCCUGCAGAUAACCGCCCAGAUGACAGUACCAGGAGUCAAGAGGAACAUGUGAUAUCUUCAGAUUUCAAAGCAGAUGAUUGUGGCAUCACACAAGAUGCAUAUGAAGAGCAUGCUGUUAACCUAAAUGUAUCCUCCAUCCUCCACAACAAGGAUAUAUUAUGUAAAGCUUUUAAGAAAGUUCAGUCUUCUGAUUCAUCACGGACUUUAACAAAGAAGAAAAGUCACAGAAGGGGUGAUAAUCGUGAAAGACUGCACAUGAAGGAGAGGACAUUUUCAUGCUCAGAAUGUGGCAGAUGUUUUUACCAUACAUCAGAAUUUCUUAAACACAAGAGAAUUCACACAGGAGAGAAGCCGUUUUCAUGUACGGAAUGUGGAAAAUGUUUUACUUUAAAAAAAACUCUGGUUACACAUCAAAGAAUUCACACAGGGGAGAAGCCGUAUUCAUGUUCUGAAUGCGGAAAAUGUUUUGCUUGGAAUUCAAAUUUUAUUAUACAUAUGAGAAAACACACAGGGGAGAAGCCGUUUUUAUGUCCGUAUUGUGGCAAACGUUUUAACAAGAAAUCCGAUCUUGAUACACAUCAGAGGAGGCACACAGGGUCGAUGCAAUUUUCAUGUUCAGAAUGCGAUAAGUGUUUCAACCAGAAAUCAGAUCUUGUUAGACAUCAGAGAAUUCACACAGGGGAGAAGCCAUUUGCAUGUCCAGAAUGUGGGAAAUGCUUUACGCAAAAAUCAAUCCUUAAUAACCACCACAGAACACACACAGGGGAGAAGCCAUUUGAAUGUUUAGAAUGUGGCAAUCAUUUUAGGUAUAAAUCCACUCUUCUUAGUCAUCAGAGAACUCACACAGGGGAGAAGCCAUUUUCAUGCCCAGAAUGUGGGAAAUGUUUUAACCAGAAAUCAGAUCUUGUUGUUCAUCAGAGAAGUCACACAGAGGAGAAGCCAUAUUCAUGUUCAGAAUCUAGAUAUGCGUCUUCUCUGGUCAAUUCGUACUGCUGGAUCUACUGGGAGAAAGAUCUGUACAAGGACAUCAUGAUGGAGGAUCACCGGCCCCUCACACCACCAGUUAAAGAAGAGAGAAGAACAAUGGAGAAAUGUCCUAGUCCUAUUCUUCCACAAGAUGGUUUAGAAGAACCUCACAAUGUCCCACAGGAUGAUCAGCUUUUGGAUCCGGGAAAAGAUCUGAACAUUAUAUAUGUUACAGAGCCAUAUGAGAUGGAUGCUGAGCAAAGUAUAGAGGACAUUCCUACAGGUAACCGCCCAGAUAACCAUACCAGGAGCCCAGAGGACCAUGUAAUAUCUUCAGAUUUUAAAGCAGAUGAUUAUGGCAUCACACAAGAUACAUAUGAAGAAAAUGCUGUUAUCCUAGAUGUAGCUUCCAUCCUCCACCGCAAACAUCUGUUAUCUGAUGCUUUAAAAAAAGUUCAGUCUUCUGAUUCAUCAUGGACUUUAACACAUAAUAUAAGUCAGAGAAAGGGUAAUGGACAUGAAAGACUGCACAUAAAGGAGAGGCCAUUUCCAUGCCCAGAAUGUGGGAGAUGUUUUAACCAUAGAUCAGAUCUGGUUAAACACAAGAGAAUUCACACAGGAGAGAGGCCGUUUUCAUGUACAGAAUGUGGAAAAUGUUUCACUUUAAAGAAAACUCUGGUUACACAUCAGAGAAUUCACACAGGGGAGAAGCCGUAUUCAUGUUCUGAUUGCGGGAAACGUUUUGCUUGGAAUUCAGAUUUUGUUAUACAUAAGAGAAAACACACAGGAGAGAAACCAUUUUCAUGUCCGUAUUGUGGGAAACGUUUUAACAAGAAAUUCGAUCUUGAUACACAUCAGAGAAGUCACACAGGGUCGAUGCUAUUUUCAUGUUCAGAAUGUGACAAGUGUUUCAACCAGAAAUCAGAUCUUGUUAGACAUCAGAGAAUUCACACAGGGGAAAAGCCAUUUUCCUGCCCAGUAUGUGGGAAAUGUUUUACGCAAAAAUCAACCCUUGAUAACCAUCAAAGAAUUCACACAGGAGAGAAGCCAUUUUCAUGUUUACAAUGUGGGAAUCAUUACAGUUCUAAAUCGACUCUUCUUAUUCAUCAGAGAGUUCACACAGGGGAGAAGCCGUUUUCAUGUUCAGAAUGUGGGAAAUGUUUUACUUGGAAAUCUGAUUUUGUCAGACAUCAGAGAAAUCACUCAGGGGCGAAGCCAUUUUUGUGUACAGAAUGUGGGAAGUACUUUGCACACAAAUCAUAUCUUCUUAAACAUCAGAAAACUCACAUGGGGCAGUAGCCAUUUUUUUAAGCUAAUUUUAUUGACAAAUCGACAAUUGAUAAAGUGAUGUCAUACAAGAGAGAGGGAAAGGAGCUACAAGCAUUAAAUGAAACUUCUGUAAUUACCAAUAAGCGUCUGUUAUCCAAAAAGCAAAUAGAAUCCAGAUAAUACACCUGUAUAUCCACCAUGUGCAGAAUAUAUUUCAUACUACAGUAAAUAACUGCAUCUAAAAGUUGUUCCAAAUCAUUACAAACAUUUGCUGUUACUUUCAAUUCCUGUUUGGGCCUAUCAUUCUUUAUAUGUUAAGUAGUUGCCUUAGAACCUAUGAAGUUGUGGGAAAGCUGGGAGGCAGUUUGGAGGAAAUUUAUCUUCCCCAUGUGCAAGUUUUCUGGUCUCGCGGUGCUCUUUCUGGGUACUCGGGUAGGCUUACCAGGGUUAUGCCUUGCACAUGUAAGGCAUUCCUGUACAAAUUUUUCUCAGCCGUAUUCUGGGGCAAACUAGUUCUGUAAAACUAUAGCCCUUGAAGUCAUGGACCACUGACUGGGAUAGGGUGACCAUCAUGGAAAACAUACAGGGCAGACGGACCUUAGUGUGUAUACGCCAGGACCCUCCUUCUCCUUGUAUGGCACCUCCCUCUGUCCACACCUUUUUCCUUGUGAGGGGAUGUCUGGUUCUGGAGGGUCCGUAGCACUUCUACUUAUACUGUAGGCAGGGCCAGCCCCAGGUUCACGUGGACCCUUGGGCGAUAAAGCCUCAGUGGGCCCCCUUGUGGCAUUUUGCACAACACAUGGGGCAAGAAAACUGCAUGUAUUAUAUAUGGUGCCAAAUACAAUAGACAGAACACGCUACAGAGUGGAUAUAUUUGAAUCAAUCCUUAUGUCCCUACUUUUAUUUUAUCUACCCAGUGUUUUAAUCCCUCAUGUCUACUCACGGUAUUCUGUUUUUACUGUACACCCUCUAAAGAGAAACACAGACAUUGAAUAUGAAAAUAUUUUAUUUGGACAUACUGUAAAGACAAAAAAAAUUAGAAAAAGUACGAAAGGAAGUUAAUGCAGAACACUAUGAAAUGUCUUGUUGGAGUUCAUCUAUUGAUGGUUCAGAACUUUUUUGGCAGAAAGCAAAAGUGGUACUUUGUGUAAAUCAGUUAAAAUGUGUUUUUUCAGCUGCAAAAAUGUAUUACCUGAUUAAAAUCUACACAUUCUGCUUCUUGAGAUUCGAUUGAAAGAACCGCCAAUGCAUUUAAUCUGUCUUGCGACAUUUGGGACCUUAGGUAAUUUUUAAUUCGCUUCAAUUGACUGAAGCUCCUUUCAGCAGAUGCAACUGAUACAGUUAACAACAACUGCAAUGCCAAACAAGGUUUGGGAAUGCCAGAUUAAGUGAGUGGGAGAAUAUACUGUAUACUUUAAAGUCUCCAGUGGGCGUAGAUGUUCAGGUAACAUCCUAGCCAGUGUCUUGAUCUCCUCAAGCAUAACUUCUCCAUCAACUGCUGGGUCAGAGAAUUUUAAACACUGGAGCUGUAAGUUAGACAAGUCAGCGGCUUCUUUCUUAAUGUCCUAUAGAAAUCCAAACUUGUCUGUAAAUGUUUGCAAAAAAUGGAACCUUAUUUCAAUUUCACCAAGGACAGUUUCAAGCAGAAGCUUGAAGAAUAUUUCUUCAAAUUCUUGUCUUGCAUCUAAAAAUGAUGUUCCACUUGCCUGCUGGCAUGCUGGUUCUUGACAGUUUUGGUCACUGCAUUGCCGAGUUUUCUUUCUAACCCUGUGUGUCGGGUAUUCAGUAGGUAUAUCCAGCUUUUCCCAAAUACCUGAUGCCUUACAUUCAGCUUGAUACCUUGUAUUCUUUAAAAGUUGUGGUAAUAGGUUUUACAAGUGGAAUAACACUUGAAACACUUUGUUUGUACAGCCAGGGUAAUUUGUUUGACCUGGAGGAGAAUGUCAUACCAUACCCAUAAAGAGACAACAAAGGGGUAUGUGCAUAUGGAAUCAAAUAAAAUCUUUGCUUCACUGUAUGUGUCACUGGAAUAUUGGGUACCAUGUAAAAAACUGAUUCAAGGCGAGCACACCAUCGUGUCUGAGACAGAGCUUUAAGUGUCAGAUGUGACAAAUGCUCUGAAGCCACUUCCCACCUCUUAGUUGCUCCAGAGAAGAAGACAUAAAUGCGAUUCAACAGAUCAUAAAAAUGUUUUGCUUGGCUUGAGCUCUUUGAAGCAUGCACUAUUACGAGAUUCCAGUUAUGUGGAGAACAUGGUGCAAAGAAGGCAUGAGGAUUUUUUUCUAAAACAAUUGCCUUAACUCCUUUGUAUUGUCCCCUCAUAUUAGUACCAUUGUCAUAGCACUGACCUCGAAGGUUUGACACACACAGUCCAUGUUGUUCUGUCAGUCUUUCCAAAACAACACUUGC
Bufo gargarizans (Asiatic toad) is the source of this 5080-nucleotide messenger RNA. RefSeq names its product zinc finger protein 436-like. The transcript has 11 exons. Lineage: Eukaryota; Metazoa; Chordata; Amphibia; Anura; Bufonidae. The coding region runs from base 56 to 2701 and encodes 881 amino acids. Gene Ontology annotation, biological process: regulation of transcription by RNA polymerase II. Gene Ontology annotation, molecular function: DNA-binding transcription factor activity, RNA polymerase II-specific; RNA polymerase II transcription regulatory region sequence-specific DNA binding. The record is from RefSeq and is a predicted model, not a curated record. Gene Ontology annotation, cellular component: nucleus.